Molecule: messenger RNA, 1482 nt
Organism: Chlamydomonas reinhardtii
Lineage: Eukaryota; Viridiplantae; Chlorophyta; Chlorophyceae; Chlamydomonadales; Chlamydomonadaceae
Exons: 1
Coding region: 190-933 (247 amino acids)
Source: RefSeq, a predicted model, not a curated record
AAUGUUGACUUCUCCGGAGCGAAGUAUGAGCGUCGGAGAAGGCAGGUUCUCACGACGAUUAAGUGGUAUGGCACGGAGUGCCGUACGAGGCGCUAUUGCGCCUCUAAGUAGCGCAGCUGCUGCUGGUAGCAGCAUCUGCCGUUUGUCUCUUUCUAUCUUACAGUACUGUUCUGCCGUGUUUUUGCUUUUAUGGCUGAAGUGCCUCCAGCGGUGCAGGCCGCGAUUAGCGCGGCCGUCGCCGCUUCCGAAGCUAAGCUUAUAGAAGAUGCCAAGCGUAUAGAAGAGGCGCUGCGCUUGGAAGUUCAGUCGGCCAAAGAGGAGGCCUCUGUGCUCCGCGAAGUUAUCGCCGCCUCGGAGGCGCUGUCGCCUCCGCCCGGCGUCGGGGCCCACAAGAUUCUCGGGCCGCGCUGGGACCACUUAAAACUGUUCUAUGUGACCGCUGCACCGCUGCUGGCCGGGGUCGCGCGCCUCGUGGAGUCCGCCCCCCCGGAUGCGGCUCACAUCUCGGUGCCAGUUCAGCGGCUCAGAGACUUGGAGGGCCAGGCAGCCACGGCGGUGCGCCUGGCCGAGCUGUCGCUUAGCAUGAUUGCCGUGGGCGCUCGCGCGGAGAACUUGCUCGUUAUGGACGAGUACUGGCCCAUCGUCCGCCCGAACGUGCAGCAGCCGUCGGAGGACUACAAGUCGGGCAAGCUGCGGUUCAUGGAUGUCAAUGAGAAGGCGCUGAAGAGCGCGCUGGCGGCCGUGGCCUCCAAAAAGAAGGAGGAGUCGUCCGGCUCCGCGGCCAAGCGCCAGCGCCCCUUCCCGCCCCGCGGCCAGCAGCAGGAGAAGCACGGGCGCGACCAGCCGCGCUAUGACCAGCCGCGCCACGGCCAGGGCGGCCACGGCGGCCAGGGCGGCCACGGCCAGGGCCAGGGACCGCGCCACUAUGGCUAAAAUCGCUGCGGGUGUAGCCCUAGCCAGUUAGUGACCCGUGUCGGGCGGUGCCCGGGGUUUGUAUUGAGGGGUCUUUCGGAUGGGCGGUGCCCGAGGUUGCGUGGUUCGCACCUAGGACCUGGACUUGCGUCGGGCGGUGCCCGGUCUUGCAACGUCUCACUCAUGGAUGGGCGGUGCCCGAGGUUGCGUCGGUCGCAACCCAAGCCAUUCCAACUGUAGCUGGGUGGUGCCCGGUGGUUGUUUUUCAGUUCAGACCCGUGGCGGUGCCCGGGCUCUCUCCUAUGCGAUGUGCGGGUGGCGGUGCCCAAUGGAGAGCACACCGGACGGUGCCAGUACCCCAUGCGCAGCGUUGCGCCAACUUUCGACUCCGAGAGUAUUUGCUGUUACAAUUCACGUCGCGUGUUGCCCACGUUUCUCUUGCGCCUUACAAUGUCGCGGGAAGAGCCGCAGCGGCGCGACCCUCGUUUUUCACUUUCAAGCCAGGCGCAGGCUGCAAUUCGUCUAUCGCAGUCAACACGUUCAACUUUCACGGGCCGUAGCCUAUCUAUU